UUUCCUUAGCAUGCUUUGCAUGCAUUACCAGCCAAUGUGCUGGUAGUUCCUACAAGGCUAGUAGUUUUGUUAGGAAUUAGCCCUUGGGCUGACUUAAUUUUCCAAUAAUAAAAAAAAAAUAAACUAAAUAAAGAAAAAGGAAAACAUCAGUCAACUCCAGAAAAAGAAUCAAAAGUGAAGUUCAGUGGCUUUGAAACAUUUGAGAGUGAGACUGAAUUAACAACUUUUUACUUUAAUCAAAGUUGUUAACUUGUUGCUAAUUUUAGAAGAAAUACAAAGUAGAAGAGAGAGAAAGGAAGCAGCGAUGAAGAUGAAGAUGACGAUGAAGCUCAAGUUUACUCCUAAAGCUUUUGCUGCCUUCUUUCAUGGUGAUGGAGGAUGCGGAAAAACUACUUGAUCUCAUGGCCCAAAAUGGUUGUGAGCCUAAUAUUGUAAGUUUUAGCACUAUCAUUAAUGGAUAUUGCAAGGCCAGAAACAUGGACAAGGCCCUCAACUUGUUUCAAAAAAUACUUCAGAAAGGGGUGACACCUAAUGUUGUCACCUAUACCACUCUUAUUGAUGGACUAUGCAAAGUCAAUAGACUCCCACUUGCGCGUGAAUUGUUCAAGGAAAUGCGAGUUCAAGGAGUUAUUCCAGAUGCUGUCACAUAUGCUUCAAUGCUUGAUGGCCUAUGCAAAAAUGCUACUUGAUGAGGCAGUGGCGUUACUUGAAGAAAUGGAGGAUAAUCGUGUUAAGCCUACUGUUGUCAUCUACGCUAUCCUAAUGGAUAGUUUGUGUGAGGCUGGGAAACUUGAAGAUGCUGCAAAAUUCUUCUUGGAUCUUGUAUUGAAAAGGCUGGAACCUAAUGUUAAAAUAUACACAAUUUUGAUGAAAGGCUUCUGCAAGAAAGGCCUUAUGGAUGAAGCUAAUCAACUGUUGAGGAAAAUGGAGAAUGAUGGUUGCUCUCCUGAUGAUUUAACCUAUAAUACAAUCAUUAGAGGGUAUAUUCUCAAAAAUGACUUGACAAAUGCAUUAUAUUAUUGUGAUCUCAUGGUUAGCAAGGGAUUUAAAGGCAAUGCUGACACUUUCUCGUUACUGGCUGGCCUAUUGUCGUCUAAUAACUUGAGUGAUUCAUCUAAGGCUCUUCUUAGGAAGUUCUUGAAAUUACCUGAGUAAGAUGAUUGCAAAUUGCAACUAUUGCUGACACUUUUUCGUUACUGUUUGUCCUAUUGUCGUUUGCUUCAAGUAUUCAAGUAAGCAUACUCUUUGAGGAGUUAGGCAUCAAACAUCAGUGUGAUAUUCUGUGUUGUGUACUUGGCUUUUAUGUAUGUGAUUCCUAGUUGUAUUAUCUUUGAGCUGAUUUAAGCUAGCUGGCAUCUUGUGGAAAAUUAGACCGUAUUCUUGUGUUCUGUACUCAGAUUAUUGUCGCCUUUAUUGAUCUUUUAUUAGCUUGUGGAAAAUGAGUCAAUAUCUCUGGAAACCUGACCUAGUCUUUUGCAUUGAUCUGUAUGUCAGAUUAGCUCCCUUCCCUGUUCUAAACUUAUCUUCCACCCUCCCCCUUCCUUCCUGUGCUGCUGUGUAAUUUCAUAUUUCUUUCCUAAAAAUGGCGACUAAAAUUUGUUGUUAAUUGGGUUGCAAACCACAACUUGUUGGAUGUAGCAUAUAAUGGCCAUUUCAUAACCAAACCUGACAACUCAGUUUCUAUCCUAAGACCCCCUUAUGACUUUGAAUUUAAUCACCCCCAAAUGUGUAAGAAGGGGAGCGUGGAUGAAGCUAUCCGAUGGUUGAGGAAAAUGGAGGAAGACAAUUACCCCUCUAAUGAUCGUAUAUAAUACAAUCAUCAGAGGAUAUAUUCUCAACAAUGACUUACCAAACACAUUUAUACUAUCGUGAUCGUAUGGCUAGCAAGGGAUUUGAAACUGAUGCUAAUACUUUCUCUUUAAUUGUUGGCCUCUUGUCUUCUAAGAACUUAAGUGACUCAUCAAAGGAUCUGUUUCAGAAGUUUAUAACCUGAAUUAACGUUCUGACAGUCCUAAUUUCGGAAAGACUGGGUGACUUUUUAUCUAGUUUUUACAUAUUAUCCUUCUAAGGGGUCUUAAGUAGUAUUAUUAUUGUUGGUUGAAGUACAUUUGGCAAAUCGAUGAUACCUUGACGCUAUGCAAGUACUUUUAUGUUUUGCUUUGACCUCCAGAAGGUAAUUUGGUGGAUCAAGGGAAAAAUGAGUAUGCUAUUUAUGCGUCAUUCUAAGCGUGUUUAUUUUCAUAGUUGAUAUAGAAUGUUGUAUUUACUGUU
Beta vulgaris subsp. vulgaris (sugar beet) is the source of this 2271-nucleotide messenger RNA. Its product is annotated as putative pentatricopeptide repeat-containing protein At1g12700, mitochondrial. NCBI's taxonomy places the organism in Eukaryota, Viridiplantae, Streptophyta, Magnoliopsida, Caryophyllales, Amaranthaceae. Gene Ontology annotation, molecular function: protein binding. The record is from RefSeq and is a predicted model, not a curated record. The coding region runs from base 532 to 1155 and encodes 207 amino acids. The transcript is spliced from 2 exons.